AUGAAAGUGAAGAAGUUCAGUGAUGUUCCACAUUGCAAGAAGUUCUUCCUGGAGGGGACAACUCCAAAUCUCCCAGGUAUUUUGUACGAUGGGAUAGUCAAGGACCAGAACCACUACAAGCCGAUCUGCCAGUUGUACAAAACAAUCUACAGGUUUGCAACUCUCUACGAUACGACCAACAGGAUCCCUGUGUUCUCAGCCUACACCUUCUCUGGUCCUCCUACAGACCCCAGACCAAAAGAUCCCUGGAUGAUGGAGCCCCAGCUCAACGAUGUAAACAACAGCCCUGAAAUGCAGAGAGAGGGAGGAGGCAAGUACCAAAACCAGGCUGGGAACUACGACUAUAGUAAAUUAAUACGAAAUAACCCAAUAGAUUAUAAAAGCGUGAACAGAGGUCAUCUCUUCCCAAAUUCAUAUGCGAAUGUCUUGGAAACUCAGGAGUCCACCUUUACCCUGACCAACAUCGUUCCCCAGGUGGAGACCUUCAACGGGGGCAGCUGGAAUGAUAUGGAGGAAAAGGUCAGAGAAAAGCUGAUGACGGACUGUUUUAGUAACAACAGGAAGAUAGAAGCCUAUGUGGUGACUGGAGCGGUGCCCAGUAAGAGAAACACACUGAACGACCGAGUGAACAUCCCAGAUCUCAUGUGGACAGCCUUCUGCUGUUUGAACAAGAAGAAAAAGUGGAUGGCCGAAGCAUACUGGGGGUUGAACAAGAAGGAAGACAAGGGGAAAACAUUGAACCCAGAAACCUUGGGAGCACUCGAAAAGGAGUUGAACAAAUAUCACCAAGGUAAAGAUGGUCCUGUCAAGGUGUUCCCAAAAAAGUGUCCAAGAGGUCCUUAACCUACCACUUCCUCCUAACCCAGUUGGAAGAAUUCAACAAACUGUCAACUACACUCUGGUUACAGUUACGGUUAGAUACCGGUUAUAA
Messenger RNA from Salvelinus fontinalis (brook trout), 931 nucleotides. RefSeq names its product endonuclease domain-containing 1 protein-like. NCBI's taxonomy places the organism in Eukaryota, Metazoa, Chordata, Actinopteri, Salmoniformes, Salmonidae. The transcript has 3 exons. Gene Ontology annotation, molecular function: hydrolase activity; metal ion binding; nucleic acid binding. The record is from RefSeq and is a predicted model, not a curated record. Bases 1 to 843 code for a protein of 280 amino acids.